Iphiclides podalirius (scarce swallowtail) is the source of this 243-nucleotide messenger RNA. Lineage: Eukaryota; Metazoa; Arthropoda; Insecta; Lepidoptera; Papilionidae. The record is from the annotation of a GenBank genome assembly.
AUGCGGCCAGAGGAGGCCGCUUUAGCAGAUUACACCGCCGAGGACGCGCAACGUGCCCGUUUCGAGCACCGAGCGCCACAUUCAAGUGACGACCGGCACAAUGGACCGCGCCUAAAUCAGGGGUGCGAAGGGUAUAGGCCAGGGGUCACCAAUUACUACCGACCGAAGACAGUUUUCGAAAAUUAUAUGACCGUCGGCGUCUUGGUCCGUAUGGUUUUCAGCCAGCAAAGGCCUUUACAUGGU